Chara braunii is the source of this 5675-nucleotide messenger RNA. NCBI's taxonomy places the organism in Eukaryota, Viridiplantae, Streptophyta, Charophyceae, Charales, Characeae. The record is from the annotation of a GenBank genome assembly.
GACGACACGUGGCGACAGCAGAGGGCGACGAGACGACGACACAUGGUGACACCAAGAGCUUCGGCGCCGACUAGGUGUGUGCCGGAGGAAAAAGUGCGGGGUGUCAUGGCCUGCUAUGCUAUGUAUACCUACAAGUAGAGAGGUGGGGUGGGGUCUAUUCGAGGGUGUGGGAGACGAAGAGGAGAUGGGUAGCGAGGGUGAGUUUUGCGAGGAGGGGAGAGAGGAGAGAGAGAGGAGAGAGAGGAGGUGUUUCCUAAGUUCUAAGGAGGUAGGUUGUCGGGUCCGGUCUUUCAUUCCGAAUGGUAAGAGGCUGGUGCAACAGAGAAUGAGUGCGUGUUGGGAGAGGAGAAGAUGGGCAGAAGGACGGGUGUUGGGAGGAGGUAGAGGGGAUGGAUGGCGAGGGGGACAGGGUUUUGGGAGAAAGGGAGAUGGUUCCAAAGCUCUAAGGAGAUAAGAGAUAAGCUGACUGGCCCUACCUAUAUGCCUUCCAUUAUCAAUAGGAAGAGGUGGGUGGUGCAGCAGGGGAUGGGGUGCUCUAGGUUGUUCUAAUUGAACAGUAAACGCAUGAGCAAGAAGAUGUGCCUUGCAUUUGUCGCGUUCAUUUGAGCCCCACCCCCUCGUCUCUUCCCCCUUUUCUUUAUGGUCUAUUGCUUAUCGCCAUCCCCACCACUCUUUCACCUCUGUUGAUAUCGAUGGUUCCAAGACCUUUCAGUUGAAGAGAGAGAGAGAGAGAGAGAGAGAGAGAGAGAGAGAGAGAGAGAGAGAGAGAGAGAGAGAGAGAGAGAGAGAGAGAGAGAUUGCUUCAUCCGGGAGGAAAGGUAAAGAGGAAAAGGUGAAAGCCGAGGAUCCAUGGCAAGAAACGAAGGUAUAAGGGACAGGAAAGAAGUGUGAGGUGGAGACUGUGAACCCGUGGGAAGAAACGAGAAUGCGAACGAUGGAGCGGGACUGCGCGCCAUGUGGCAGCCUCUCUUCUGUGCUGGGGGGAUCGGAAGAACAUGAACGUCCACCAUUGACAUCAACAAUGUGGACAGGUUGGCCCAGUUCUGCUGAUCACUCCCAAGGAGAAAGCAAGAGGAUGCAAGCCCAGCCGCGAAGUAGCUUUGUCUGCAGUCAACAGGCUCAGCAGCAGGAGCACUGUCGGCAGCAGUAUCAGCAGCAGCAUCGGCCGCAGCGUUGGAAGCAGCUGCAGCAAGAGGAUGAAGACAAUGUAUUUUUAUCACUUGAGAGCAUGUCACUGGGGUCUUCAUCGCAGUUGCUGUCACCUUGGUGGCCAUGGUCUUCGUGUCUCGUGUUGUUGUUGUCGUGUUUGUCGGCCUUGGUGCGAUUCCAGUUGUCGCCGUGUUUGCUGCGCUCGCUUGCCAGAAGAUGCUGCAUUGUAGCAUUCAUUAUGCUUGGUGCGGUGGUGGUAUCUUCGGUCGCCGGCGAACUGCCAGCACGCGAUUAUGGGUCAUGCUCAACCAUGGUGAACUCAUGGGUGGAGAGGCAGAUUGCAGUCAUGAGAGAGCGCGAGUCCGUUGUUUCUCCGGACCGUAAUUAUCCAUGGAAAAUCAAAGAUCUUCUCUUCUUCUUGCACGUCCCCCGCACAGGAGGAAGAUCUUAUCACCAUUGCUUCUUGAAACCCAUGUUUACGCCUCUCGAGAGGUGCCCGAGGUCGUACGACAUGCUGCGGCUGAACCUUGGGCAGCCGCGGUGCCAUCUUUUGUCUUCGCAUGAUGACUACAGCUUGGUCACAGAGAAGCUCGGAACGAUACAGACCACGAUCACAACCAACUUGCGAGAACCCGUCGACAGAGUGCUGUCGGCCUACGAAUUCAUCCUCGAAGUUGCGUCCCGUGUGCUGCCCAUGGGAGAGGCCCAGUGGAAGGAAGCAGAGCGUAACAGAACCAUCGCAAAGGCCAUGGCCACCAAAAAAAAAACCAGCGUUGGACCCGUGAAAGACCAGGUGUCUACGAUGGAUGUCUGGCCUUGGAGCCGUCUUGUGCCUUUCAUGCUCGGCGAUCUCUGGCCGAGGGUGCAAUUGCGUCCUCAACUUUAUAUGCGGAAACAAGCUAUAGUGCAACCGCAGCCACUCAAUCUCUCACAGCUGCCGCCUCCACCGCCACAGCAGCAUCCCUUCUGGCUGGCACCCUCUCCUCCAGGCUUUCCCAUGUACAAUAACAGUCUUGUUAUGCCUCUGUCGGAGUUUGUCGAUCAUCCCAUCGUCUCCGACCUGCUCCACAAUGGGGCCACCUUCCAGGUUGCAGGACUGACCAGCAAUUCCUAUGACCAGGAGGCGCAGGACAUACGCGCAUGCAUCUCCUUGUUUCCUAUUUUGGGGGAAAGCGUUCUCGACCUGGCGAAGCGUCGACUCAAGUCCAUGCCGUUUGUCGGUCUGACUGAGCACCAUGAAGAAUCUGCCAUCAUGUUGGCCACCACCCUGGGGAGAUAUAUGACUGGUAGGGGCGGAGGUAACCUGCAGGGGGUUGCACAACCCCCUUCCAAGCGUUAUUCUGAUGCUGUAGCAAGGACCCUCGCGAUUCUGAGAAAAAGCAAGCAGCCUAGAGACAGAGCGGGGAUUCUGGCUAUGUCAGCGUUUCUCCAAAACUUCCAGACAAGUUUUCCCAACGAGUCACGCUUACUGCAGGUCUACCGUACAUGCGUGGCAGACCAGAAGGAAAAGUACAUCACCCGGCGCGGCGCGGCCUUUCGAAAUUUGUGGCCCAUCUGGUUCUCAAAGGAGACCCGCAUGCAGAUAGCCGCUGAUGCCCUUGAGCGGGUUCGAACUCUGAAUCACCUGGAUAUGAAGCUGCACGCUUAUGCUCAGGAACUGUUUAAUCAAUCUCGGGCAAAGCUCGCUGCUGUCCUCCAUGGGAAGGUUGAAGUCCAGAGUACAGUCGCAGAAGGACAGGAGGGUGCGCCGCCUCUCGAGCUGCCGAUGGCAGGGAGCAUCGUGAAUGACAAUGGUGACGCCACGUUAUCCCCUGGAAGGACGGGUAUGACGGAGGAAGUCUCGUCCAUAACGCACGGGAGCAUCUUGAAUGACGAUGGUGACUCCACGUUAUCCCCUAGAAGGAUGGGUAUGACGGAGGAAGUCUCGUCCAUAACACAUGGGAUCUUGCCCCCUCAGAAGGUUCUGAAUAGAGAGUCAGGCCCCUCGAAAACCGACCAGGUGGCACCCGAGAUGGGUAGUGAGAACUCAACCCCCGUCGUGAGGAGAUAUCUGCUGGAUCCUGCAAGAAGGUUUCAGCAGAACCCAGGCGGACUCCUUCAUAACAGCGAUCGGAAAGACCCGAAGAUCCAAGAAGCAGCAGACCGUACGAUCGCAGCGAGUUUGAUGCGAGAGGAGGCCGUUGCUCCCGCUCAUCACCAGGGGCUGUUGAGGAUGUCAGGCCUCGUGGGUAUUGUCAUUCUGGGACUGAGCGUCGCCUCCGUGAUGCUAGCGGUUGUGAACUUUGGGUUUGGAAAAUCGGUGCGCGCUCCGGGUCGAAUGAUCGUGUUCCUACCCGGGCGACCAAGGAGAAGACCGUCCUCGGCCUCGGCGUUGUCUUGGUGGCAUAUGUGUUUUUGGGCGUGCUUCGUCUUGAUCUCACGGCCUUGGAGAUUGCUUCACCAACAGGGUCGGAAAUGGCAAUGCCGUCUGAAUGCUCUUGAGACCAGGGAGGCCCUGGCCAUCGAUUCCCCGCAUCCCAAGCCCAAAGGUAACUAGAGUUAGUUAACUUAGUUUGUUUCUGCUUGGUGAAUUCUGAUGCGUGCGUGCUGUUUGGAUGCUUUACCAUCGACCUCACAGCGGGCCUUAGAGAGGUUGCUACAGCAAUGCUAUGCAACUUGGCAGACUCCACGCCGUCUUUGCAGCUGGGAGGGCAGAGAGAGCUUCCCUCCUGCCGUUGGGCCUUGCUGCUGCACUACUACGCACCAAGCGUGUGAAAUGACGAGUCCAUCUUCAACUACAAGGUAAAAAGACGCACUCACCGUUUGUGUGUCUUUCUUCAGUCUGGCGAGUGAGUGGUGGGGUGCAGCCCAUCCGUUGGUUGUUCAGCUAUCCCAAGGGGCAGUGUUAUGUGGAGCUCCCAAGUAGCAUGGUCAUCUCUCGGUUUUAGCCAUCCCUAGGGGCUCACUAUCGUUGUUUAUAACAGCGGAAACUGCUUAAAAAAGGGGAGCAGUGCCCAACGUCAUGGCAUCGUGAGGGAUUCAAACUUUUGGUUUCUGUAUUAGCAGUUACACGUGUGCCAUUCACAUGUGGUAGUCAUAUACCACAGUAAAGCAGCCCUUAACCUUGCUGGAUCGAGCAGGUUCGGGACUUGCGUGUACCAUUGAGCCACUAGGCCGAUGCCAUGGGAACCAUUCAUGGCAGCGAGUCGGAUGGGCGACAAAAUAACAAUACACUCGGCUCCGUGCUCGAGCCAGGAGCCGAAUGGACAUUUGAUUGCGCAGCAAGGUGUGCGUUCCCUCUGAGGCACGGUAGUCACAUGCCACAGUGAGUAGCCCCUAACAAUUGCUGGACCGAGCAGGAUUCGGGCCCUCUGUAGUAGCAGUUUUUACAUGUGUGGACCAUGAAGCCACUAGGCCAAUGCCAGGGGAGCUAUUCACGGCAGCCAGUCGGAUGGAUGGCAAAUAACAAUAGGCUCUGAUCUGUGCUGGAGCCAGGAGCUGAAUGGACAUUCGAUUUUGCAGCAAGGUGUGUGCAUUCCCACUCGACAGCCGAAAAGUGUGUGUGCUGUCUGCUGGAAGGAUCCUUUGCCUUCAGCCGCGGACUGUUUCUUCGGCAAUGGGACCGGCAUCCUAAUGCUGGUGCGUAAAUGCAGUGGUGCCAGAAGUCAUCUGAUCCCUUUCCUCGGCAACACGCAGGCGUGCUGUUCAGUGGGGGCAAACACUCUGCUUGCAGUUUUUGACAAGCUCAUCGUUGUUGUGGGAAGAAAGGUUUUAGACAGACAUGCACACAUUCUAGAGGGUUUUAGAAAUUUAGACAGACGUGCAUCUAGAAGUUCUGUGCUCGCAGUUUUUGGCAAGGCUGAUCCUUGUGCGAAGUCUUCUCUUUGUGUGAACGCACUCCUCGUCAGUUCGCAGUUUUUGACAAGCUUGUCGUUGUUGUGGGAAGAAAGGUUUUAGACAGACAUGCACACAUUCUAGAGGGUUUUAGAAACUUAGACAGACGUGCAAUAAGUCUAGAACUUCUGUGCUCGCAGUUUUCACCAAUGCUGAUCCUUGUGCAAAGAAAGGCUUCGGACAGACGUGCGCAAAUUCCAUAAAUUCUGUGUUCAGCAGGAUUCACUAGAAGAAGAAAGGUGUGAGGUAGACGCGUCCAAGAUCUAGAAAUUCUGUCUUUGGUGGCAUCCACUAGGAAGGCUAUAGACGGAUAUGUGCAAACUCCAGGAAUUCCGUCUUCGGUGUCACAUCCACUAGCAAGGUUGUGUAGACAGAUGUGUGCAAAUUGGAGAACUUUUUUCUUUUUGGUGGAGUGGAGUCAGUGGACUAGAAAUGUUAUAAUGUUCAAGGUGCUUUAGCAUUGGUCCCUGGUGUCACCGGAUCGUCAGGCUGAUGUUUUGGCGGCAGAGGGCUUCAUCAUCCUGUGCGCCCCAAGCCUCCCACAGUGGGCGCCCACUCUCUCAAGCGUUUGGCAGUCGGCAUGGUUGAACGUGACACUGUGACCGCGAUGACUGUGACAGUGUUCGAUAGUGAAAUGAAGGGCCACAAAUGUA